This is a messenger RNA of Oncorhynchus mykiss (rainbow trout), 2529 nucleotides long. It is a transcript of the gene gdf9, whose product is annotated as growth differentiation factor 9. Gene Ontology annotation, molecular function: growth factor activity; cytokine activity. Gene Ontology annotation, cellular component: extracellular region. Lineage: Eukaryota; Metazoa; Chordata; Actinopteri; Salmoniformes; Salmonidae. The record is from RefSeq and is a predicted model, not a curated record.
UCUACAUCUGUGUACAGACGUUACCGUCCAAGGACCUUCACAUUUUCGACGUAAGAGUUGAUUGCGCACACCUGUUCAAUUUGAGAGACUCGUGUAUAGGUUGGUUGACUUGAGAACGUUCUCCAUCAAGUUGACGGAUUGAUUUACAAUGGAGACUCCCCUCCACUUGACCUCUGUUUUACUACAACUCUUGAUCAGCGGCUUUUCACUUGGCUCGUCCCCGACCACGUCAAAUCUAGCUGACGAGUUUGGCGAUUCCGUUUUAUACCAACAUGGCAGUAUCUUGUCACCCCUUUUGAAGGCGCUGACAGCACAGGGAGAUCCAUGGCGAUCCACCCCAGUAAUGAGACCCGAGUCGAGAUAUGUUCGAUACAUGAAACGACUGUACAGGAUAUCUUCAAGACAUGAGAGGAGUUCGGAAGGGAACAACCACUUGUACAACACAGUUCGACUUAUAACACCGCGGGACGAGUGCCUGGAGCAAAGCAAAGAGUUCUUCAUGCAAGACCUCUCCUACAAUUUGGGCCGUGUCAGAGCCAAGGAGCAGCUCCUGAAGUCUGUCCUGCUGUACUCCUUCGACCAAGAGCAGGCCACGUUCAUGACUAACCAGUGUUACCAAGAUGUGAAAGAGCAGGAUACCCACAAUCAGUGUCCUCUCUGCCCAAGCACCCAUCACUCAGUUAACUUCCUGUUCCACACGGACCGCAGGAGGAAGUGGGUUGAGGUGGACAUCACAGCUUUCCUCCGCCCUCUCAUCCAGUCCCACAAGAAGGACAUUCACCUACUGCUCAACCUGACCUGUGUGGAGGGCAGAGGCAGGGAGGCUAAGGCUGGAGGAGAGGAGUGGAGCGGUAGGAGCCCCGUGGAGCUCCACCUAAGGUCUCCGUCCUUGCUGCUGUACCUCAACGACACCAGCGAGCUGGCUCACCAAAGAUGGCUGCCCACCAGGUCACAAGGUCAUCCGAGGUCGGUCAAUGAGGUGGACACCUUAGAGAGCCUGGCGGAGUUCAAACCAGAGCAAAGGAUCAUCCGGAGCGAGAGGAGGCGGCUGAGGAGAGAAUCUCCAUAUCUGUCGACGAACAACGCAGGAGACAAAACGAGCACGAAGACCUUCCUCCCGGACCUCCUCCCAAGUUCUGACUUCCCUACGAGCGACUGUGCCUUGUACGACUUCAGAGUGAGCUUCAGUGAGCUCAAACUGAGCCAUUGGAUCAUUUUCCCCCACAGGUACAACCCAAGGUACUGUAAAGGCACCUGUCCCAGGGCUGUGGGGUUCAUCUACGGCUCCCCCAGACACACCUUCUUCCAGAACAUGAUCUACCACAAACUGGACUCCUCUGUGCCAAGACCUUCCUGUGUUCCUUCAGAGUACGACCCCCUGAGUGUUUUAACCCUUGAAGCUGACUCCAUCGCCUACAAGGAGUUAGAUGAAAUGAUCGCUACGAGGUGCACAUGUCGCUAAAGGCCCACCUCCAGGGUCGGGCUCAAUUCCAUUUCAAUCUAAACUGAAAUUCCAAUUGUUCUAAAUAGUUUUCAAUGUAAAAAAAAAAAAAUAUAUAUAUAGAUAUACACUUGCUCCAGCUGAUCUGGAAAGGGACUGAAUUGAAAUGGAAUUGACCCUACCUACCUUCCUGCCUGAUGACGUUUUACCAGCCUCAACACUUUGACUGUUAACCUACCUUCUGCUUUGACUGUUAACCUACCUUCUGCUUUGACUGUUAACCUACCUUCUGCUUUGACUGCCGCUCGACUUAUUCCAUCCUCAAGCGCUUGACUUCAAUUACUUCCUCACAUUAAUUGGCUAUUGUAACAUCCUGGUCUUGUGACUUCAUGUCAAAACAUCAGUGUCUUUGUCAAAACAUCAGUCCGUUGAGUUCGAUUUGAUCUAGAACAGAUGUAUUUACUCACUUGCCAAAGUAUUUUUAUCUGAAUGGAAGAUGUGGCAUUAGUUUCUUUGUUUAUGUGAAGUGAUAGGAGGAAUGUUGUGAAGAUGUCUUGUUUGUCAUCUGCUUUUGCAAUGUGUUGACAUGCAUGGAUUGAUAUUUUACAAAUUUAAUUUGAUAUAAUUUAUUAUUAAUAUGAUUUAAGUUAUUUUUGUUAAUUUAUUUUGGGUGUUUUGUCAUUAUUCUUUCACACUAACUGGUACAUUUUAAGUACAUCUGUUCUGGACAAAAUAUUGUUUUAAAGUAGUCCUAUACACUCGUAUCAAACACUUUCACGUUUCAUUUUAGUCCUGGGGAUUGCAGACGGUUGUUUUAUGGACAACCUCUCUCUUUCAUACGGUCCAGAAUGUAAGUUAUCUUGUAUAGCCAACUUGAUGUUUCAGUGUGUAUUUAUUACCCUGGGUCAUGAAAUGACUGCAUACCUAUAUGAAUUUGUAUUGGCAAAUUUAACUAAAAUGCACGUCGUCUAUUUAUGCAACAACAACAAAAAAUAUUGUACAGUCUCGUUUGGCUCACUGAUUAUCACAAUGUUUAAAUUUGAUAACUUAAAAUAUUAGUUUGAAAAAAAAUAAAGAGUACACAAAGA